Messenger RNA from Kalmanozyma brasiliensis GHG001, 1425 nucleotides. RefSeq names its product Protein of unknown function DUF155. NCBI's taxonomy places the organism in Eukaryota, Fungi, Basidiomycota, Ustilaginomycetes, Ustilaginales. Bases 1 to 1425 code for a protein of 474 amino acids. The record is from RefSeq and is a predicted model, not a curated record. The transcript has a single exon.
AUGUAUCGAAGCACACGCUCAACAAAACAGUCGUCCAAACUCAAGAUCCUCCCCGAGGAGCCUGAGGAUGGCACCAGCGGCGCUUCUUCUCCCAACAUCGGUACCAGUGGUGGAACCACAUCUGCACAAAGCAAUCCAGGCCCUGCUUCCGCAGGAUACAGUCGCAAGUCGUCCUACUCUGAGCCGCCAGCACCCACCGUAGCUCCAAACGCAAACGCUACAAACUCGGUCGACGACGACGACAGCUCCUCCGACGAUGCAGGCGAGGGCGAGGACGAAGAGGCGGUCGAGGUAUACAAGCAGCUGGAUCAGAUUCCGGAAGGCUCGAUGCGACGUGAUGCGAGGAGAUUGACAAAACGAUCGCGCGCCAAGCUGCCAAGGGUCACCGCCUACUCGACAGCCACCUCGUAUCGGAUGCGCGAGCUCACCAAAUGGCUCAAUGCGAGAAGGUCCAGUCACCAGACCAACGUGCUCACCUUUGACGAGUGUGUAUACACCACCUAUACCUACAAGCACGUCGACGAGGCAAGAGGCCUCCUUCCCUCGAAUGCGAAUGGCAACAGCAACGGCAAGCACCGAUCAACGCACCGCGAUACCGCUCCAUCCAAAGACGCUCCUGCAAAGACGGGCGAUCUGCUUGGCAUCCCUGAACUGCAGCAACAGGAUCAACAGCAAGAUGGCAAUGUUCAACCAGGCUCUGAAGCCGCCAACAAACGCAAACGCAGCCGUUUCUCGGUGGAAGACGUCAUCCCCGAGCUCUUCAUCAUGGACUACGGCACCAUUGUCAUCUGGGGCAUGACGUUGCAGGAGGAGAAGCGAUUUCUCCGCGAGCUCCGUCGGUUCGAAGUCGAACGUCUCGCCUCUGAAGACGUCGAGUCCGAAGAUCUGCACUGGUACCUCGCCGACUACUCGCGCAUCUACAACGACGUCAUCACUCUCCGCCGCGGAUCCUCGUACAUGACCAAGCUUUCGCUCUCGCACGCCCUCGCCCAGUCGACCAAGAUCUCGUUCUUCGAAGGCAUCAUCGACAACACGAUCGAAUCGACCAAGGACAUCCCGCAAUCCAUCGCCGAGAGCGGCAAGAUCGGCAUGCCGCCUGCCGAGAUCAUGAAGCAGAUCGGCCAUCUGUUCAUUCUGCGUAUGAACAUCCAUCUUGUCGGAAGCAUCGUCGAUUCGCCCGAGAUCUUCUGGAGACAGCCGGAUCUGGAACCGCUCUACUCGGCGGCGAGAAGCUACCUCGAGAUCCCCCAACGCAUCGAUUUGCUGAAUACCCGCGUCGAGGUGCUGCAGGACAUGCUGCAGCUGCUCAAGGAUCAAGUCACCAGUAGUCACUCGGAGUACCUCGAGAUCGUCGUGAUUUUGCUCAUCAUGCUCGAGAUCGUGUUGGGUGUAGCCACCAUGUUGGUGGAUCUGUACUUUGGGUAG